Molecule: messenger RNA, 1946 nt
Organism: Xenopus laevis (African clawed frog)
Lineage: Eukaryota; Metazoa; Chordata; Amphibia; Anura; Pipidae
Gene: rraga.S
Product: Ras-related GTP binding A S homeolog
Biological process (GO): negative regulation of autophagy; positive regulation of TORC1 signaling; cellular response to amino acid stimulus
Cellular component (GO): nucleus; Gtr1-Gtr2 GTPase complex; endomembrane system
Molecular function (GO): GTPase activity; GTP binding
Source: RefSeq, marked provisional
GAUAGGCGGCCCAGCGCGGAGAGAGGUUUUCCUAUGUAUGUGUGAUGCCGAGUUCCACCAUGAAGAAAAAGGUUCUGUUGAUGGGAAAGAGUGGGUCUGGAAAGACCAGUAUGAGAUCCAUCAUCUUCGCAAACUAUAUUGCUCGCGACACUCGACGGCUGGGGGCAACAAUUGAUGUUGAGCACUCUCAUGUGCGCUUCCUGGGUAAUUUGGUUCUGAACCUGUGGGACUGCGGUGGCCAGGACACCUUUAUGGAAAACUACUUCACCAGUCAGAGAGAUAACAUCUUCCGCAACGUGGAGGUCCUUAUCUACGUGUUUGACGUGGAGAGCAGAGAGCUGGAGAAGGACAUGCAUUACUAUCAGUCCUGCCUAGAAGCCAUCCUGCAGAACUCUCCCGAUGCCAAAGUCUUCUGCCUGGUGCACAAGAUGGACCUGGUGCAGGAAGAUCAGCGGGACCUUAUCUUUAAAGAGCGGGAGGAGGAUCUCAGGCGCUUGUCCCGGCCUUUAGACUGUGCUUGCUUUAGGACUUCUAUUUGGGAUGAAACUCUCUACAAGGCUUGGUCCAGUAUAGUCUAUCAGCUCAUUCCCAACGUUCAGCAGUUGGAGUCCAACCUACGGAAUUUUGCUCAGAUUAUCGAGGCCGAUGAGGUGCUGCUGUUCGAGAGGGCAACGUUUCUGGUCAUUUCCCACUACCAGUGCAAGGAACAGCGGGACAUCCACCGAUUUGAAAAGAUCAGCAAUAUAAUAAAACAAUUCAAGCUGAGCUGCAGCAAACUGGCCGCCUCCUUCCAGAGUAUGGAGGUGCGAAAUUCCAACUUCGCUGCCUUUAUUGACAUAUUUACCUCUAACACCUACGUGAUGGUCGUGAUGUCGGACCCCUCAAUCCCCUCCGCUGCGACUCUUAUCAAUAUCCGCAAUGCCAGGAAGCACUUUGAAAAGCUGGAGCGCGUCGACGGCCCCAAACACAGCCUGCUCAUGCGCUGAGCCUCCCUUGUGGACUCUUUCUGUGGUCAGACUUCUGUUGGAGCUGACCUCAGCUUCUCCACCUAACCUUCCUCUGAGUAUUCUCGUGGAGCUGAGCUCUUCAUUACAUAGGCUUCUUCAUGAGCGGACGUUCUCCUUGGGAUCAUAACUCGCUGCAGUGGCACUUUGCAGUUAACUUACUGUUACACACUUCAUCUUCUGAGGCUCAGCCUCCUCACUGACUCACCAGCCUCCUUGUCUCAUUCUUUCUCUGCCCUGAGCCCCACCGCACUGACUGAACAGCCUCAUUGCUAGCCCACAUUUAAAGACCGGACAUGUUCUCUCAACAUUCAAUUUCAAUAUCAGUAUUUGUUCCUCCGUUAAAGGGAUGGUUCACAUUUAAAGUAACUUUUAGUAUGGUAUAGAAUGCCUGAUUCUAAGCAACUUCUUAAAUAUUUAUUUUUUAUAGUUUUUUUUAGUUAUUUGCAUUUUUCAUUGGAUUCUUCUGAGCUUUUAAAUAGGGGUCACUGACCCCAUCUAAAAUCAAAUGCUCUGUAAAGCUAUAUAUUUAUAGUUAUUGCUACUAUUUAUUACUCAUCUUUCUAUUCCGGCCUCUCCUAUUCAUAUCCCAGUCUCAUUCAAAUCACUGCAUGGUUGCUAGGGGAAUUUGGACCCUAACAACCUGAUUGCUGAAACUGCAAACUGGAGAGCUGCUGAAUAAAAAGCUAAAUAACUCAAAAACCACAAAUACCGUAAUAAAAAAUGAAAACCAAUUGCAAAUUGUCUCAGAAUAUCCCUCUUUACAUCAUACUGACCGUUAAUUUGAAGGUGAACCUUUUCAGUGGACAGUCAGCUUGCCAUUUAUUUCUGGUAGAACUGAAUUGCUGUGUUUAUAGAGGUAGGAUAAGACCCUUCUAUCAGUUAGUACAAGGCUAUACAUUCAAUGUAUUUGAAGCUUUGGAAUAAAAUAUUUAUACCUCG